AUGGUUGCCUUUCCCAACACCAAGCUCGCUGCACUUAGUGUGCUAGGCCUCAUCAGCUCCGCUUCCGCUGGUAUCCAACUCAAUGCCUAUACUGACGGCGGAUGCUCCAACUACGCUGGCCAGUUUAAUCAGCCCUCAAACGGAGUUUUGACCAAUUGGGCUGUUUCGGGUUCCAAUAGCGCCAACAUCGCAAACUGUGACGGUUACACUUGGUGUGAUUGUUACUGGUGGACAGGACCCAACGCCUCUGGAAACAUGGGAUACACUGCUUAUGGAAGUAACAACUGCGCGUCUGCAUGGGGUUCUGGAUGGAGAUCUGUUAGCUGCACCUAUGGAUACAACGGACGCCGCGGGAAACGCGUUACUGCUGGAACUUAUGAAGCCAACCUGUAG
This is a messenger RNA of Trichoderma breve, 393 nucleotides long. RefSeq lists its product as uncharacterized. Lineage: Eukaryota; Fungi; Ascomycota; Sordariomycetes; Hypocreales; Hypocreaceae. The transcript has a single exon. The record is from RefSeq and is a predicted model, not a curated record. Bases 1 to 393 code for a protein of 130 amino acids.